AUGACUGCGACGAAGCAAACACUAGAGCACCUCAACCAGCGACAAGAAAGCAAUGAAAACUCUUGCAUUCUUGAAUGGCUGUCUGCCGUUGAUUACACUUUGCAGCAAAGAGAUCUCCUAGAUCGACGGCAAGAAGGAACUGGACAAUGGCUUCUCGCUUCGGAAGAAUAUAAACAUUGGCUUGACACACGCGGGGCGACCUUGUUCUGUCCAGGUAUUCCGGGCGCGGGAAAGACCAUAUGUUCUGCUAUUCUUGUGGAAGAUUUGACUACGCGCUUUGGGGAUAAUCCGAAUGUUGGUAUAGCCUACAUUUAUUGCAACUUCAACCGACGAGAUGAACAACAAGCCCAAGACUUGCUUUCAAGUCUGUUGAAACAGUUGAGCCAGCAGAGAACAACCAUCCCAGAUGUCGUAAAAGACAUCUACAAGCGCUAUAAAACCGAAUCGAAGCAUCCGAAAUUCGAGAAAAUAUCGAACGCCCUCCAAUCAGUCGUUUCCAUGUAUUCCAAAGUCUUCAUUGUCAUUGAUGCCCUCGAUGAGUGCGAGUCCACUUGUCGUACCAGAGUGUUGGGCGAGAUCAUGAAAGUUCAUGCCGGUGCCAGAGCAAAUGUCUUCGCCACAUCAAGGCCCACAGAGAUACAUGAUUUGUUUAAAGCUGGCGAGACAUUGGAGAUACGGGCUCACGAGGACGAUGUUCGACGAUAUCUUGAUGGCAAUAUGUUCCGACUACCGGGAUUUGUGAACCGAAGUCCUACAUUACAAGAGGAGAUUAUGGCUGUAAUCUCACACCACGUUCAGGGAAUGUUUCUUCUUGCGCAGCUUUAUUUUGAGUCAUUGAUCGGUAGAAGGUCAGCUAAAUCUACCCGAACCGCUCUGGAAAGGCUUUCAAGUGGAUCGGAUGACUAUACAUAUGACAAGGCUUACGAUGAUGCGAUGAGUCGCAUUCAAGGACAACUAGGAGAGCAGACUGACUUGGCCAUGCAAACACUGUCCUGGCUAGCGUGUGCAACAAGGCCACUCACUUCAUUAGAGCUCCAGCAUGCGCUUGCAAUAGAGGAAGGGGAAUCUAGCAUUGAUGAGGAGAACAUACCCGAAGUUGAAGAUAUCCUCGCUGUGUGCGCCGGUCUUGUUACCGUCGAAAAUGAAAGCGGAAUAAUACGUUUGGUUCAUUAUACGACACAAGAAUACCUCGACCGGAAGAAAGAUUUCCUUUUUCCCACCGCGGAAAAUGACUUGGCCAGGCUGUGUCUCGUUUACCUUUCAUUUGACAUUUUUGGAUCCGGUAUCUGUGAAAGUGAUGAAGCCUUCGAGGAGCGUUUGGAAACACAUCCAUUCUACUCUUAUGCGGCACUGCAUUUUGACAGACAUGCGAGGGCAAUCAAAGAUCUGCACUCUGGUGUGCUGGAGUUUUUGAAAGACCAGCCAAAACUUGAAGCUUCGCAACAAGCGCUCAGGGCUACUAAGGACCCGAUGCGAAAAGGUUGGAGCCAAAAGUACCCUCUCUCAGGAACAUUAAAUGGUUUGCAUGUCGCGGCAUGCAUCGGGAUUCAAGAAGCAGUAGUUUAUUUGAUUGAACAUGGGUACCCCGUCGACAUCUGUCGUAACGGUGGAUGGACAGCUUUGACAUUUGCUAUUUGCCACGGUCAUUCGAAUAUCGUCCAGCUCCUCCUUUCCCGUGGAGCAGACCCAAACAAAUCCGGAGAGAGCAGUACUAUUCCGCUUUCAUUGGCUGCCCAGCAUGGCCAAGAAGUCAUCGUCGAACUUCUUCUUCAGUGGGGUGCCGACGUUGAUGGCCUAUGUGAAUGGUACGGAAGUGCCCUCGUCGCAGCGUGUGACAGGGGCAUGCUGAAAACUGCGGAGAUUCUCGUCAACAAUAAGGCAAAUAUAAAUGUCGAGGGCGAGCUGUACGGCACUCCUUUGGAAGCCGCCGCUUCGGCGGGUCACUGGAAAAUAGUAACUUUCCUGCUUGAAAAGGGCGCUGAGCCCAACUCUCUAGGGAGCAGCGGGAGUGACACCGCUCUGCAAUCAGCAGCACUCCAGGGCCAGGAAGAUAUUGUGCAAACCUUGCUCAGCCACCAUGCUGAUGUCAACCAUCAAGCAGGAUCACAUGGAAACGCACUGAUCGCAGCUUCGAUGAGCGGGAAUCAGAAUAUAGUGCAAAUGCUCCUCGACAGCGGCGCCAACAUAAAUGCGGAACAUGACCGUGGAACAGCUCUGAUAGCUGCUGUUACAAAAGGGAAAUGUCACAUAGUAAAAAUGUUACUUGGCAACGGCGCCGACAUUCAUGGUCGCGGUAGACUACAUGGCACUGCCUUGCAUGCAGCUGCCGCGAUCGGAGAUAGUCAAAUCGUCCAAAUGCUUCUUGAUCGAGGUGCUGACAGCACCAUUCGUGCUGGCUUUUACAGAACGCCUUUUCGAGCAGCCAUGAUGGGAGGUCAUCGGGAAGUUGCCUCAAUCCUCAGAACCCAUGGGCAGCACUCAAACGUCUGA
Penicillium griseofulvum is the source of this 2490-nucleotide messenger RNA. RefSeq lists its product as uncharacterized. The coding region runs from base 1 to 2490 and encodes 829 amino acids. Gene Ontology annotation, molecular function: protein binding. Gene Ontology annotation, cellular component: cytoplasm. The transcript has 2 exons. The record is from RefSeq and is a predicted model, not a curated record. NCBI's taxonomy places the organism in Eukaryota, Fungi, Ascomycota, Eurotiomycetes, Eurotiales, Aspergillaceae. Gene Ontology annotation, biological process: innate immune response.